This is a messenger RNA of Zygotorulaspora mrakii, 1017 nucleotides long. It is a transcript of the gene AAR2, whose product is annotated as U5 snRNP complex subunit AAR2. The coding region runs from base 1 to 1017 and encodes 338 amino acids. Gene Ontology annotation, biological process: spliceosomal tri-snRNP complex assembly. Lineage: Eukaryota; Fungi; Ascomycota; Saccharomycetes; Saccharomycetales; Saccharomycetaceae. The transcript has a single exon. The record is from RefSeq and is a predicted model, not a curated record.
AUGAACUGCAUUACUUUCGACCCGCCCGUUCAUCAUGCCGAUCUUAGGAUUACUAUAGAUUUCAACUCUUUUGAGGUGAGAUCUGGAAAUUUGUUUGGUGGUAUAAAAUAUUUGAGUCAUGGCAUACACCUGAUAAGUUUUGGUUUUGCAGACUCAGAAGAUGCAGCAAGAUAUGGAUAUUGGUUUGAAAUCGGUCCCGAGUAUGAAUAUUACUGUAUUGAGUUUGAUCAACAAUCGGGACUUUUCAAAUUAGUCUCAGUGUUCGACAGGGCUAAAUUUGAAGAGAAAUCGAGGAAAAUCCACCCGUUUAUGGUAAGUUAUCCGCAAAUCGAAGAUCUAGAUAGUUCCUGGUCCAGUUUUACCAACUAUAUUCACAAGGAUCAAAUCAGAGGCAUAUUGAAUAAUAACUCCGGUUAUAUGGACUCUUCAAUGACUAGUUUAGAGGAGAUUAAGUGGCUAAGAACGAAAUUGAAUCAGCAACCAAGCAAUGACGAACCUUUUUUCAACUAUACAGUUAUUAAAUUCAAAUCUAGCGAUGCUAUACGUGAUGACCACAAAAUGGAAGAUUUCCUAGACAAGUCUUACUACUUGAACAAUAAAAUAAUUAAACGUGACUAUCAAGGGCACCUGAACCGAUUAUUUGGCGAGCUGCAAUUCUCGUUCUUGAGCGUUCUUCUGUUUGGUAAUUACGGGUCCAGUCUGCAAUGGCAUAAUCUUAUUGAGCUUAUAUGUUUCAGUUCUGAAGUUGAUGCAAACACCAUAAAAAGGAUUGAUCAGUGCGUCUCAUUACAAUUAAAAAGAUUAUCAGAUGAGCACAGCAUUCUGCUCAAUGAGGACAUGUGGAAAAGAUGCUUUGCAAGCUCAUUUCACUGCAAUGAUCUACCAAGAAUCAAAGAAGCUAUAGAGCCAUUUUUCCUCGAAAUUGCUGAUAAAUCGAACGAUGGCGAUGAUCACGAUGAUGAAGAUGACGAGUAUAAACCAACAGUAGCGGGCGGUGUUUACUAUCAGAGGGUAUGA